Molecule: messenger RNA, 6908 nt
Organism: Anolis carolinensis (green anole)
Lineage: Eukaryota; Metazoa; Chordata; Lepidosauria; Squamata; Anolidae
Gene: med14
Product: mediator complex subunit 14
Exons: 31
Coding region: 134-4420 (1428 amino acids)
Biological process (GO): regulation of transcription by RNA polymerase II
Cellular component (GO): core mediator complex; mediator complex
Molecular function (GO): transcription coregulator activity
Source: RefSeq, a predicted model, not a curated record
UUCACUUCCGGUGCGGUAUCCGCCCCCAAACAUGGCGGCUGCAGCUGCCUGGGUUGUGAUGGCGGCCGCCGAGGGAAGGCGCGCCUUCUGAGCGCCGCGGCUUCUCCUCCUCCGGGCUUCUGCCGUCGGUGCCAUGGCGCCGGUGCAGCUGGAGACGCAGCAGCUGGUGCCUGCGGGGGGUGGCCCGGCUCCCGUGCCUGCCCCGGCACCCCCCGCAGCGGCGCCCCCCGCAGCCAGCCCCGGCUACCGGCUCAGCACCCUCAUCGACUUCCUGCUGCACCGCACCUACGCAGAGCUCACUGUCCUCGCCGACCUAUUACCAAGGAAAACUGAUAUGGAAAGAAAAAUAGAAAUAGUGCAAUUUGCAAGUCGCACACGGCAGUUGUUUGUUCGAUUGUUAGCCUUGGUAAAAUGGGCAAACAAUGCUGGAAAGGUUGAAAAAUGUGCGAUGAUAUCAAGUUUUCUAGAUCAACAAGCCAUUCUGUUUGUUGACACUGCUGAUCGUCUAGCAUCACUAGCCAGAGAUGCCUUGGUCCAUGCCCGUCUACCUAGCUUUGCUAUUCCUUACGCAAUUGAUGUAUUGACAACUGGGUCAUAUCCACGGCUGCCAACAUGUAUACGGGAUAAAAUAAUUCCUCCUGAUCCGAUAACUAAAAUUGAAAAACAAACAACAUUGCAUCAGUUAAACCAGAUUCUUCGCCACCGACUUGUGACAACAGAUCUUCCACCACAGCUAGCAAAUCUCACAGUAGCCAAUGGUCGUGUGAAGUUUCGUGUUGAGGGUGAAUUUGAAGCUACUUUAACAGUGAUAGGAGAUGAUCCUGAUGUCCCAUGGCGUCUCCUCAAACUGGAAAUUCUUGUUGAAGAUAAAGAGACUGGAGAUGGCCGAGCCUUAGUUCAUAGCGUGCAGAUCAACUUCAUCCACCAAUUGGUCCAAUCCCGUCUGUUUGCAGAUGAGAAACCUCUGCAGGACAUGUACAAUUGCCUGCACUCCUUCUGCUUGUCGCUACAGUUGGAAGUUUUACGUUCACAAACUUUAAUGCUGAUUCGAGAACGCUGGGGUGAUCUUGUGCAAGAGGAGCGAUACCAACCAGGCAAAUGUCUAUCCCUGUCUGUUUGGAACCAACAGGUGGUAGGGAGAAAAACAGGAACUGCAUCUCUUCAUAAGGUCACCAUUAAAAUAGAUGAGAAUGAUGUUUCAAAACCUUUGCAAAUCUCUCAUGAACCUCCCCUUCCAGCUUGUGAUUCCAAACUAACUGAAAGAGCUAUGAAGAUAGAUCAUUUGUCAGUAGAGAAGCUUCUGAUAGACAGUGUCCAUGCAAGAGCUCACCAGAAACUCCAGGAACUGAAAGCCAUUCUUAAGAGCUACAAUGUCAAUGACAAUUCAUUUAUAGAAACAGCUCUGCCAACACUUGUUAUCCCUAUUCUCGAGCCAUGUGGUCGAUCUGAAUGCCUACAUAUUUUUGUAGACCUUCAUUCUGGAAUGUUUCAACUAAUGCUUUAUGGAAUUGAUCAGCAGACAUUGGAUGACAUGGAGAAGUCUGUCAAUGAUGAUAUGAAGCGUAUUGUUACAUGGCUUCAACAACUCAAGUUUUGGCUUGGACAGCAGCGUUGCAAACAAUCAAUAAAACAUUUGCCUACAGUCAGCAGUGAAACACUACAGCUUGCCAAUUAUGCUACACACCCUGUGGGGAAUCUCUCCAAUUACAAACUCUUCAUCAAACUCACCCGACUUCCACAGUACUACAUUGUAGUGGAGAUGUUUGAUGUUCCCAACAACCCCACACAGCUGGAAUACAAAUACUACUUCCUUUCUGUGAACUAUGCCGAAGGAGAUGACAACCCUGCCACUGCUGUUCUGCUGCAGCAAUUUAAACCAAAUAUUGAGGAGCUGGUUUUGGAUUCAAAAAGUGGGAAACAAGCAAAAGGUGGAACGAAGCGCAAGUUGUCUGGUGACCCAUGUCCCGCAGAACCCAAGAAACCAAAACGUUCUGGAGAAAUGUGUGCCUUCAAUAAAGUUCUAGCUCAUAUUGUAGCCAUGUGUGAUACAAAUAUGCCAUUUAUAGGACUUCGUAUGGAGUUAUCUGCUAUGGAGAUCCCACACCAAGGAGUCCAGGUUGAAGGAGAUGGCUUCAGUCAUGCUAUUCGUUUAUUAAAAAUUCCUCCCUGCAAGGGGACAAGUGAGGAAACCCAGAAGACUCUGGAUCGUUCUCUUCUUGAUUGCACUUUCCGAUUGCAAGGUAGAAAUAACCGCACCUGGGUGGCUGAAUUGGUAUUUGCAAAUUGUCCGCUUAGUAGCACUUCUUCCAGGGAACAAGGCCCGACCCGUCAUGUUUACCUGACAUAUGAAAGCCAGUUGUCUGAACCAGUUGGUGGCCGAAAAGUAGUUGAGAUGUUCCUCAGUGACUGGAAUAGCAUUGCUCGAUUGUAUGACUGUGUGUUAGAAUUUGCCCGAUCCCUACCAGAAAUACCCAGUCAUCUGAAUGUUUUCUCAGAAGUCCGUAUUUACAAUUAUCGGAAGUUAAUUCUUUGCUAUGGAACUACCAAAGGAAGUUCUAUCAGCAUUCAGUGGAACUCUGCCCACCAAAAAUUCCACAUAUCACUAGGAACAGUUGGACCAAACUCAGGUUGCAGUAACUGUCAUAAUACCAUCCUGCAUCAGCUCCAGGAAAUGUUCAAUAAAUCACCAAAUGUAGUCCACCUAUUACAGGUUCUGUAUGAUACUCAGGCCCCAUUAAAUGCGAUCAACAAGCUCCCAACUGUGCCAAUGCUGGGACUCACACAACGUACCAAUACGGCCUACCAAUGUUUCUCAAUUCUGCCUCAGUCCCCCACGCACAUCAGGCUGGCCUUUCGGAACAUGUACUGCAUUGACAUUUACUGCCAGAGCCGUGGGGUGGUGGCAAUUCGUGAUGGAGCAUAUAGUCUAUUUGACAAUAGCAAAAUUGUGGAAGGCUUUUAUCCUGCCCCAGGACUAAAGACAUUCCUGAACAUGUUCGUUGACAGCAAUCAAGAUGCACGAAGACGGUCUGUCAAUGAAGAUGAUAAUCCACCAUCUCCUAUUGGAGGAGACAUGAUGGAUUCAUUAAUAUCACAACUUCAGCCUCAGCAGCAGCAGUCUUCCAAGCAGACGGGAGCACCUGGGGCUUAUCCUUUGACAUCUCCCCCUACAUCUUACCUCAGCACUGUUACCCCAUCACCUUCCAUGAUGCUCUCUCAAUCCCCGGGAAACCUUCAUGCUGCGAGUUCUCCAAGUGGGGCAUUGAGAGCGCCUUCACCAGCAUCAUUUGGUCCAACCCCUUCUCCUUCAUCUCUUGGAAUCACCAUGGGUCAGAGUGGAAACUUUGCCAGCCCACAUGGUACCAUAGAUCCCAGUUCACCAUACACAAUGAUGUCCCCCAGCCAGCGUCCAGGGAAUUGGCCAGGCUCUCCUCAGGUCUCUGGGCCCUCUCCAGCCGCACGGAUGCCUGGGAUGUCACCAGCCAACCCUUCCUUACAUUCUCCAAUACCAGAUGCUUCUCAUUCCCCACGAGCGGGAACAAGUUCCCAAGCAAUGCCAACCAACAUGCCACCUCCUCGUAAACUACCUCACCGUUCCUGGGCAGCAUCUAUUCCCACAAUUCUCACUCACAGUGCCUUGAACAUCCUGCUCCUGCCCUCUCCCACCCCUGGACUUAUGCCAGGGCUGGCGGGAAGCUAUCUCUGCUCUCCACUUGAACGUUUCCUUGGAUCAGUUAUCAUGAGAAGACAUCUCCAAAGGAUUAUCCAGCAGGAGACGCUACAGCUAAUCAACUCCAAUGAACCGGGUGUGAUCAUGUUCAAGACGGAUGCCCUGAAGUGUAGAGUUGCCCUCAACCCAAAAACUAACCAGACACUGCAACUGAAAGUAGCACCUGAAACUGCAGGGCAGUGGAAACAAGAAGAGCUACAAGUUUUGGAGAAAUUUUUUGAAACCAGAGUUGCAGGACCACCCUUCAAAGCCAAUACAUUAAUAGCCUUUACGAAGCUGCUAGGAGCACCUACUCAUAUUCUCCGGGACUGUGUACACAUUAUGAAACUAGAACUGUUUCCGGAUCAGGCAAGCCAGCUGAAAUGGAACGUGCAGUUUUGUUUGACAAUUCCUCCAAGUGCGCCACCAAUUGCGCCUCCAGGAACACCUGCGGUUGUGCUGAAAUCCAAAAUGUUGUUCUUCCUUCAGCUAACACAGAAGACCACAGUCUCCCAGGAAGCCGUGAGCAUAAUAGUCCCAAUCAUUUAUGACAUGGCUUCAGGGACAACACAACAGGCAGAUAUUCCUAGGCAGCAGAACUCUUCUGUUGCGGCGCCCAUGAUGGUUAGCAAUAUUCUAAAGAGGUUUGCAGAACUGAAUUCACCAAGGCCAGGUUUCCUACCUGACUUGUUCUCCACUGCACUCCUCUGAGGGAAGCCUGGGGGCCAGGAAGAUGGAACUACUAAUAAAUUACUCCAUAAAGUAACAACUUAACAGCACUGGCUUAUACUUUCUGUAUCCCAUGACUAACAUUUCACCUUGACUGUAUCUUUUCUCUUGUGCUGCCUGCUUUGUUUCUGUGAGAAACAUUUUGUAAUCAGUCUCACUUUUCCUUUAAUAAAAGUGUUAUAAACUUUUGAAAAGUGAUUCUUUUUUGAACAGUUCUGUUCUUGGGUAUGGAGCUUUUACCCAAAGCACUAACUUCUUCACAGGAAUGUUUUUCCCCUGCAAAGAUACCCUUGUUAACUGCUUAUUGGUUUAGUAAUUAAAAUCACUAUCGUGAAUUUAUUUGAAUGAAUUGCUAGCAUAUUCUUAGUGUAGUGUUACAGCAUAGACUCCAAAAUGACACUGUAUGGAUAUACACAUAAAAUUUAACUACACUGGAACAGCUGAUAGGAUUGAAGUGGUGUGGAUGGUGCCUCUUCAAAUACUUGCCUUUACUUUGGUAACACUCCAUCCUGAAACCCUGAUCAGCACUAAGGGAAGCUGCAAUUUGGGAGGGUUAGCCAUUGUCUUCCACCUGGGUAUAAAGGUGAGUUAAACUACAUCCACGCUGUGUGUCACAAGCAGUUGGAAUAUUGUGCAUGCUGCCCAUAACUCAUGCAUGUGCCAGAGAUACCUAUUUUCUGCCGUCCAAAAACUGUUUCAGGAGGCAACUGCAUUUCUAUCAGAUGUAAUGGCAUUGGUCUUCUGAUUGUAUCACCCAUGUGGCUUUAUUGACACUGGAAAAAUGUGGUAAUUGCAUUUUUGUCUCAUUAUUUCAAAUGAUAAUGGCAUCAACAUAAUAAAUUAUGUCUUAUAAGCAAAAUUUUACAGAGGGCUCCAUUCAUUUGCAAUCCAUACAAACUAAGAAGACAAAAAACAACUCCAAAAACAGCAGCCGCACAGUUUUUGUGAAUCUUUUUACUUCAAAAGGGAGACUCAAUGUGAGCUCUUAGUCCUGAAAUUAUGGCUGAUCCUUGUCUUAGAUUCCACCAGCAAAGGAGCUCAUUACUGAUGGAAGCAUAAACUGUUGUUUUUAAUAGUACUCUGCUGUAAGUUAAUGUUUGAUGUCACUGACAAUAGAUGUGUGCUUUCUUAGUCUAAUUUAGUAUUUUUGUACUUUAAGUGGAGAAAAAAAUAUUUUGUAUCAGUGCCUGUUAAUAGCAGUAGUUUAUAAAGCUAGCUUUUCAUCACUAAGGAUAAGCAGUUGGAGCAGCUUUCAUUCUGCUAUUAGUUGUGAUUAUCCUAAUUAACCAUCUAACAUUAACUGACCAAUUGUUUCUUGUCUUCAAACAGAAAUUUGAUUUUCUGUUUUAGAAGAAUGGCAUAUAAUGCAUGCCUAGUCCUUCCUGAAUCAUUCAGUCUUUAGAAGUAAAAUUUCUCAAAUUAUAUGUAUGCACAGAGGAACACAUGUGGAAGCUGUUGCAUUCUGUCCUCUUUAAAUCAUGCAAGUGAUGAUAGGCUGAUGAACAGAGCUUCAUAGCUAAGGAAAAUUUUGAAUCCACAUCUUGGGCAAAUCCCAACAUUUUGCACUAAACCUGGCUUUUCUAGUUGUGUGAAGAAAGUGUAUUUGCAGUGUUUGGUGAAUGCUAAUAGUAGUUUGUGGCAUUAUGUGCUUUACUAACUUGUUGACAUUUUUAUUUUUCAUACUAGUGGGUUGCAGUUUCUGAUAGGCUAGAAUAAGGCAGUUUAUAUGGUAUAAGUUAGUGGGUUACAGUUGCACCUGAACAUAAUUGUAUUUACUUGCAAAAAACUGAUUUGUGACACACCCUUUGACAAAUUGACGUGUUGUUGAUUGCCUUUAUCGCUGCCAUGGUUCGCAUAUUUCUGUCGCUAACUUGUGUUUCUUUCCCUUGUUCCAGGUGAAUGUACAAUCUUUGCCGCUGUUCGAGAUUUAAUGGCUAACCUUACACUGCCCCCUGGUGGGCGUCCAUAGGCUAUUUUUAAGCAAAGGGUAAAAAUGAAGCCGCAAAAACAUUUCUCUGAAAUAAAGCCUUCAGUUAUAUAAAAUGGAAGAGACGUUUUCACGUGUCACAUUUUUAAAAAGAGCUAAUACAUUGGAUUGGCCUACUUUCAGGGAUGCACUUUCAUAAAAAAAAAUUUGUACAGUUCUCUGUAUGUUUCGAGGAGACGUUUCAAACUCUUAAUAGAUUUAUGUAUCCGCUUGCCAGUAAAUAGAGUUAAUAUUCUGUUUUAUACUACAAAGAUUAUGAAAAUGCCAAAUUUGUUAAUUUAAAUGUUUUUUUCCUAUGUCUUGGUGUAAUAGUCUUUUUUUUAAGGGCAGGUCUGUCAUUUUUGGAAUACUGUAAAACUGUGACAAACUUUAUAUUGACGCUGUAUUUUAAUAUGACUGCUUUGAAACAUUUAAAAUUGGGCUUGUUGUAAACAUGACCCCCCCCCCAAAAGCAAUAUUUAAUAAACUAGAUUUUAAAAAAUG